Molecule: messenger RNA, 2938 nt
Organism: Pieris napi
Lineage: Eukaryota; Metazoa; Arthropoda; Insecta; Lepidoptera; Pieridae
Gene: Acsl
Product: long-chain-fatty-acid--CoA ligase 4
Exons: 14
Coding region: 168-2315 (715 amino acids)
Biological process (GO): long-chain fatty acid metabolic process; neuron differentiation; long-chain fatty-acyl-CoA metabolic process
Cellular component (GO): endoplasmic reticulum; lipid droplet; plasma membrane
Molecular function (GO): palmitoyl-CoA ligase activity
Source: RefSeq, a predicted model, not a curated record
UCACUUCACUAGUUUUUCGGGUUGGUUGAUUUUGCAGUCAACGUAAAAACAGAGAGUGCCAGUGUUUACUUCUAGUUUAUUUAAAAAUUCAGUGAUAAUUUACAAGUGUUAUUUUCUAAGUGAAUACCAAAACCUCAGAGCCGAUUUAUUAACAAUUAGGAGCUGAAAUGUUUAUAGACGAGAAUGAGACACCGGAGUCCUUGUGGGUGUCAGCUGUUCUGCAGACCAUCCGGAUGGUAGUGUUCAUGUAUGAUAUCAUCUCAUUCCCGGUACACCUGGUGCUGCAGAGACCAUGGAGAAAACGAUCCAUGUCGCGACGUAUUAAGGCACAAAUUAUAGAUUCCACUCCAAACAGCGUAACAGUCCGAUCCGUGUCAACGCCCUGCAAUCUUCACUUGCGUCUGGUGCGUGACAAUGUCACCACCAUGGAGGCCAUGUUGCAUGCUGCGGCCGCCAGAUGGCAGGACAAACCUUGUCUGGGAACCAGGACAGUUUUAAGUGAAGAGGAUGAGCCGCAACCAAAUGGACGAGUGUUUAAGAAGUACAACAUGGGCAACUAUGAAUGGCGGUCGUACAGUGAUAUGGAGAACGAGGCGACUUGGUUCGCAGCUGGUCUGCGUGAGUUGGGAUGUCAGCCCAAGAAGAACAUCGUCAUGUUCGCUGAGACCAGGGCUGAGUGGAUGAUCGCUGCCCAUGGAUGCUUCAAGCAGAGUAUUCCUGUGGUCACAAUCUACGCAACUCUAGGCGAUGAUGCUAUAGCCCACGGAAUCAAUGAAACAGACGUUUCUACCGUCAUCACAACACACGACCUUCUACCCAAGUUCAAGAAGAUCCUUGCAAAGACUCCGAAGGUGGACACCAUAAUUUUCAUGGAAGACCAGCUCAAAAAAACAGAAAGAGAUGGAUUUAAGCCUGGAAUUAAGAUUGUCGCUUACAAGGAAGUUAUACAGAAGGGAAAGCAGUCGAAAAUUGAAUGUAUCCCACCAGCUCCAUCCGAUACAGCGAUCAUAAUGUACACAUCAGGUUCAACUGGGGUUCCAAAGGGCGUGGUGCUAUCCCACAGGAAUAUGAUAGCGACGUUGAAGGCUUUCGCGGAUGGGGUGCCGAUGUAUGAUGAUGAUAUGCUCAUGGGAUUCCUGCCUCUGGCUCACGUGUUUGAGUUGUUGGCUGAGAGUUUAUGCGUUAUUGGUGGUGUACCUAUUGGCUACUCAACGCCGCUGACAAUGUUGGACUCUUCGAGUAAGAUAAUGAAGGGAACGAAGGGAGACGCCACAAUUUUACAACCCACCUGUAUCACCACUGUACCUCUAAUAAUGGACCGUAUCAGCAAAGGAAUAACGGACAAAGUGUCUCGUAGCGGUGAAUUCGCGAACGCGUUCUUUAAGUGGGCGUAUUCGUACAAACAGUCGUGGAUGAAGCGCGGCUAUGACACUCCUUUGCUUAAUCGAGUGGUAUUCAAAAAAGUCAGCCAAUUGCUCGGCGGACGUGUACGUCUAAUGAUAGCGGGCGGGGCCCCUCUAGCGCCGGACACUCAUACGCAGGUCCGGCUCUGUCUUUGCUGCGACGUUAUCGCGGGAUAUGGUUUGACAGAGACCACAUCCUGCGCCACCAUCAUGGAUCUGCAGGACAGGUCAACGGGUCGCGUCGGUGCACCCACAACUGGAACAGACAUAAAACUCGUCAACUGGGAGGAGGGCAACUACAGAGUCGGGAAUAAACCCUUCGUACAGGGAGAGAUAGUAAUCGGUGGAGACAGCGUUGCAGAGGGUUAUUACAAGAAUCCCGAGAAGAGUCGAGAGGAGUUUGUGGAUGUGGAUGGGAAAAGGUGGUUCCGCUCUGGAGAUAUUGGGGAAUUGCAUCACGACGGCUGUAUUAAGAUUAUUGACCGCAAAAAAGAUUUAGUGAAGCUCCAAGCCGGUGAAUACGUGUCUCUGGGCAAAGUUGAAGCGGAACUGAAAACGUGUCCAAUCGUCGAGAACAUCUGCGUCUACGGAGACAGCUCGAAGACCUACACCGUGGCCCUCCUGGUACCGAACCCGAGACACUUGGCGGAACUGGCCACGAGGAUCGGCCUCCCGGAGAUGGAGUUUGAGCAGCUGUGUCAGAAUGCGGAGGUUGAGAAGGCCGUGGUCAAAGAGCUGGCGGAUCAUGCGAGGAAAUGCGGCCUUGAAAGAUUCGAAGUACCUGCAGCGGUGAAACUUUGCACAGAAGUGUGGUCACCAGACAUGGGUCUAGUCACCGCUGCCUUCAAAAUCAAGAGGAAAGACAUCCAAGAACGAUACAAGGAAGAUAUUAAGCGAAUGUACGCGUCAUGAGUCGCCAUCACAUCCGCGACACGAUCACGCAAUAUUGAAAUAGGUAACUUGAGAAUCGGUUAAUAUAAUUAUUUGUCUAAAAUUAAAUAGUUUUGCUUUGUAAAAGACCCUAGAAAAUAUAUAAUUUUUAUAUUUAUUUAUUUCGAUAUCACGUGAUCUAAAAUGUCUAGUAGCGGCUCCGAUCUCGGACGUUGUCUUAUUCAAAGUCGAUUUUGCCGCUUAUUUAUUAGGCAAAAUAUUUGUUUAAUUUAAUUUUGUCGUAAAGGAUAUAUGCCUAUUAAAUAUGCGGCCAUGUAAAUGGUUGUAUAAACUGCUUGAGAUUAAAUUUUGUUUGUAUAUCGAGCAUCACAAUAUUAUAAGAUGUAAAGAAAUUUAACGUAUGCCAAAAGUUGUGGACUGGCCAAAUCAAUUCAUAGAUUAGAGAACGAUUUAAUGAACUCGAAGUCAUUUUAUAGCAAUUUUCUAUAAUUUUAUUAAGUCAUUAAGAAUGACAGAACUAACAUUUUUGUAAUUUGGUCGGCCACGACGUUAGCUGUAGAGGGAGCGUUCAAGUAUUACGUAACGCAAUUUUUGGAGAUUAUUGACGACCCCCCCCCCAUGUAACUCGCCGUAACGUUUUUCAG